This is a messenger RNA of Daucus carota subsp. sativus, 1759 nucleotides long. Its product is annotated as putative ribosome biogenesis protein C8F11.04. Gene Ontology annotation, biological process: maturation of LSU-rRNA. Lineage: Eukaryota; Viridiplantae; Streptophyta; Magnoliopsida; Apiales; Apiaceae. The transcript has a single exon. Bases 124 to 1545 code for a protein of 473 amino acids. Gene Ontology annotation, cellular component: cytosolic large ribosomal subunit; 90S preribosome. Gene Ontology annotation, molecular function: RNA binding. The record is from RefSeq and is a predicted model, not a curated record.
CUAAUCCGCCAAUAUGCAGCGAAGAAACCUAAAUUUGGAAACGCAGCGCUCCUGAUAAAACCCCAAAUCCCCUAAAACCCUAGUAGCCGUCACCAAGCUAGCUCUCAAACUCACAAAUCAAGCAUGUCUACCACAAGGGUGAGUCCAGAAACAAUCUCAAGUGCUGUCUCUGCUCUUCUCAAGUGGAAAGAGACCAAAUCAGCUUCAGAAAAGGCUCAGCUUUUGCCCCAAGAUGAAUUCUUUUACUUGACUCUCACUUUGAAGCAUAUUCCUCAAGAGGGUCGUCGUGUGAACCCCUACAAGAUCCCUCUGCCUCACCCUCUGGUUCAAGACUCUGAGAUUUGUUUGAUCAUUGAUGACAGACCCAAGUCUAAGCUCUCUUCAAAGGAGGCCAAGAAGAAGGUACAAGCUGAUGGGAUUAAUGUGGCUAAAGUCUUGAAAUUUAGUAAGUUGAAGACUGAUUAUAAGCCCUUUGAGGCCAAGAGGAAGUUGUGUGAUUCUUAUGAUAUGUUCUUUGCGGCGAAAGGGGUGAUCCCCCUUUUGCCGAAGUUGUUGGGGAAGAGUUUUUUUAAGAAGAAGAAGGCGCCUUUGCCGGUUGAUUUGAGUCAUAAGAAUUGGAAGGAGCAGAUUAAGAGGGCUUGUGGGUCGGGAUUGUUUUAUAUUAAGACGGGGACGUGUAGUGUGGUCAAGAUUGGGAGGCUUUCGAUGGAGGAAGGGGAGGUUGUGGAGAAUGUGGUGGAGGGGAUUAAGGGGGUUAUUGAGUUGGUUCCGAAAGGGUGGGAGGGUGUUAGGUCUUUUCAUUUGAAGUUGUCGGGGUCUCCUGGGUUGCCGUUGUAUCAGGCUGUGCCGGAUGUCAAGUUGAAGAUUGAGGGGGUUAGGGAGAGUGUUGAGGAGGGGAAUGAGAGUGAGGUUGAGGUAAAGGAGGGUGAGAAGAAAGAUGGCAGGUUGGGGAAGAACAAGAAGAAGAAAGGGAGGAUUCAUGAGGUUAAGUAUAUGGAUGUGAGUGGUGAAGAUGAAGUGGCGAGUGAUGUUGAUGAGGGUGAGAAAGAGAGUGAGAAGGUGAAUGAUGAGAGUGAACUGGAGGAGAAGACAAAGAAGAGGGGCUCGGCGAAAGAAAAGGCUAUUGGGGAAGAUAAGUCAGGCAAGAAGACUAAAAAAGCUGCUCGUGGAGGAAGAGUUGGUGCUAUUGAGGAAAAUGUGAUUAAAGAAACUGAUGAUAAGCACGAUUUGGAUGUCAAAGAAGUUGAGCUUAAGAAGAAGAGAAAGAAGGCUGAUGCUGGAGGACAGGUUGCCACAGUUAAGAAUGUGGAGAAGGAGAAGCCAGCAAAGAAAACGAAUAAGAAGGCUGACGUGAAUGAAAGACAGGUCACUACUGAUAAGAAUGUGGAGAAGCCAGCAAAGAAAACGAAAAAGAAGGCAGAUGGUGAUGAACAGGGAAAAAGUCAACUGCCUGUAUCCGCAGAAGAGUCAGCUGAAAAGAAGGGUAAGAAGAAGAGUGGUCUUGGGACAACAGUGAAGAAGGCUAAGAUUACUAAGAAGAAGUAGACUCCUGAAUAGUAAGUUGAAUGGAAUCUUGGAAGGGACUCGAGGACUUCUGGAUUGUAUUCAAUCAAGUAACAUUCCAUUUCUGGUCUUCGGCAAAUUUUGGUCAUGUAUUGUUAUUAGAUUUUCUUAUGGUUUGUUUUAUUGCUUUGUAGUUCAUGGAACAAAAAGUUAUUAGUUCAAGGUCCUGACAUUGAAGAGUUUAGGACUUUACUCA